CCUUGCUUUCAUUCUUUCUCACACACCCACACAGAAACAGUCAAAUCCACAAGCAGAGUGAGAGCGAAGGAUGAGGCAUGACACAUAAAAGAGAAAAGCGUUUAUUUUCGCGUUGCUUUAGCACUGCGUUUUUCUUUUUUUCUCUAUUUCUGGUUCUCACAGCCCUCAGGUUAUUUUUUGGAUGCUGAUAUGAAGAUGAAGUGAUUAAUGGUAUGAAGUAGUGAUAUGGCUGUGGAUAUGGAGAGGACGGUCUCUAAAAUCAUGUUUGACUUCCAGAGGAACUCAACUUCUGAUGAUGACUCUGGCUGUGCACUAGAGGAGUACGCUUGGGUGCCACCUGGCCUCAAACCUGAACAGGUUCAUCAGUAUUACAGCUUUUUCCCAGAGGAUAAGGUUCCUUAUGUCAACAGCAUUGGUGAAAAGCAUCGGAUCAAGCAACUCCUUCAACAACUGCCACCACAUGACAAUGAGGUUCGUUACUGUACAUCACUGGAUGAAGAAGAAAAGCGGGAAUUAAAGAUCUUCAGUAACCAGCGAAAGCGAGACAAUCUAGGCAGAGGCACUGUCCGACCUCUACCCCUCACUGUAACUGGAGCUAUAUGUGAACAGUGUGGAGACCAGAUCAACGGUGGUGACAUUGCAGUGUUUGCCUCACGGGUUGGCCAUGGCCUGUGUUGGCACCCUCGCUGUUUCGUGUGCUGUGUGUGUUCGGAGUUAUUGGUAGAUCUCAUCUACUUCUACCUUGAUGGCAAGAUCUACUGUGGCCGUCACCAUGCUGAACGACUCAAGCCACGUUGCUCAGCAUGUGAUGAGAUUAUCUUUGCAGAUGAGUGCACAGAAGCAGAGGGGCAUCACUGGCACAUGAGACAUUUUUGCUGUUAUGAGUGUGAGGCCCCACUAGGAGGUCAGCGCUACAUCAUGCGUGAGGGACAUCCUCACUGCUGCAACUGCUUCGAGUCACUUUAUGCAGAAUACUGUGACUCUUGUGGAGAGCACAUAGGUAUAGACCAAGGUCAGAUGACAUAUGAAGGUCAACACUGGCAUGCCACUGAAGAGUGCUUCAGCUGUGCUCGUUGCAAUCAUUCUUUGCUGGGUUGUCCCUUCCUGCCGAAACAAGGUUUGAUCUACUGUUCCCAUCUCUGCAGCCAAGGGGAUGAACCUGAGUUGUCAGACUCUUCAGACUCCGCUUUCCAGAGUGCCCGUUCCCGUCAGUCACGCCACAGUACUCGGAUUGGCAAGGAUGGGACAAAAGGCAAAGGUGAAGGUGUACAUCAAACAUCAUCUGGCCCUAUACCAUUGGUUGGUGAUGCAGAGCCUCUAGCUGUUCAAAUGGAUUUGCUGAGCAUCUCCAACCCAGCUCCCAGCCGUACACCCCACCGCACACCGACGAGAACCCCAAGUAGAACCCCAAAUCGGUCUCCAAAUCUGAACCGUGAGCAAUCAGUUUGGGUAAACAGAGAUGAGCCUUAUUCCUAUGAGUCUCAACAAAGAGAUUCCUCCACAUCUUCAAAUCCCCAUCAGCUACGGAGCCAAUGCAGCAUGCGUAGCGCUUACCCUCCUUCUCCCAAUCAGCCACCUAAGAUAGUGAGCAGUCCAGAAUCUUGGUCCAAAGAACAACCUGGGGGUAAUUCAAAAAAGCCUCCAGUCAUGGCUGCUCUGAGGGGCCACUCUUUCAAUGAGAACUGGAUGCACCAUGGCCAGGAACCUGAAUUUCAUGCUCCUAAGCUCAAAACACAAAUGAGCUUCAAUGAAGUACCAAGCCGUAAUUCUGGAUUUUUGGACAAACGCAGUAUAAGCAUGCAAGGCUUUCCCCGAGAGAUGCGUCCUCCAUUGCUGAGGAGCAGGCACCAAUUUGGGCCAAGCUUUAGUGAACUUACGCCACUAGAACAAACACCAAGAGGUUCUACUGAUUCACUGGCCCUUUCCUACACUACAGCAGGAAACUCUUUAGAUGGGACCAACAGGCAUCAGGAGCACUUCUCUAGAUUUUCUAUGCCUGACCUGAGUAAAGACUCUGGGGUAAAUGUGUCUGAUAAAGGCACCAUGGGUACAUUAAACUCAUCAAUGCAGUUGCGCAGCACUGAAUCCCUGAGCUCUGUCCCAAGACCUCUUGCUGAUAUUGGCAUGCCUGUCAGAGUAAGGUACCCUCCUCCACUAUACUGGGAUUCACCUAGAGGUUUAAGUUUUGAGGAUCCUGUCAAAGGUCGCAUUGGUCUUGCAGGAAGCAUGUCCUGUAUGCAGGAAGGUAAUGCCCAAGCAAUGACACCACGGCCAAGAUGCACUCAGACACAAGACUCACCCAGACAGCAGCGCCAACGUCAACGUCACCACCGCAAAGGCCGCAAAGGUCACAAAUAUCACUACCGCUCCCGCCGCUCUCGGUCAGACAAUGCCCUGCAUUUAGCCACAGACAAUCAGAGUUUACCUGGGGACUCCAUUCAUAGAUUUCACAAUGACUUUGAGCGACCAUCCUCAUCAAGAGUGUCACACAAUCUCUUUGGAGCAAAUUAUGGGUUUCGACAACAAUUCUUUGGGCCUUGUCCUCGAACCACCUCUGACCUCAACUUGCAGGAUCCUAGAGGUCCACAGAUUGGACAGUAUAUGGGUAGGAAUGGAGAAACAGUUGAGGAUGAAGAUCAGUUUUGCUCAACCUGUUCCUCUUCAUCAGAGGUGUCAGAGGAUGAUGGUUACCUUCUGGGUGAAGUCAUUCCACGGCCAGUGCAGCUGCGAUACUUUGACAACGAGGAAUUACGACAUCGUUACAGUCCUACAGUGAUGGGUGGUCACACUCAACUACAUACACGCAAACGGCGGAAGAGCAAGAACUGCAUCAUAUCAUAAGCAAAUGGUAAUGUGAGUAUCUGAGUGUGUGUAUGUGAGAGUGGGUAUACAGUAUACAACAGAAGUUAGUACAGUGAGUACAAACAGACAUGCAGAUAGAUACAACCCAUAGGUUUAAAAUUGAAAAAGUUCUUAUGUUCACAGGUUAUUUUAUAAUCAUGUUCGUGCAAUUAGAUUCAUUGGAAAAAUCAGUUCCCUUCCGAUGGAACUUCGAAUUGCGUCAUCUAGAGCAGGGUUUCUCAACCUUUUGCCUACUGCGAUCCACUUUUUUUUGUAUGCCAGUCA
Messenger RNA from Sinocyclocheilus grahami, 3126 nucleotides. RefSeq names its product prickle-like protein 2. Gene Ontology annotation, molecular function: zinc ion binding. Lineage: Eukaryota; Metazoa; Chordata; Actinopteri; Cypriniformes; Cyprinidae. Bases 226 to 2841 code for a protein of 871 amino acids. The transcript is spliced from 8 exons. The record is from RefSeq and is a predicted model, not a curated record.